AUGGGUUUCCCCAUUAAGAACCAGCGGACCAGCAUCAAAGCCGGCACCAGCGCCCCACAGGAGCUGGCCAUAGCCGCCUGGUCCGCGGCGCGCUUGCGGCUGCAGCUGGGAGGACUGAAAGAUGCCAUGCAGGAAGCAGGUGUUGCCGAGUUGGACGCGCGGGACAUCGCCAAAGCAGCCUGGACGCUGGCGCGGCUGCGCUGGGACGAGGAGCCGCUGCUGACGCGGCUGGUGUCAACGGCGGCGCGAGUCAGGGAGGAAUUGGAGCCGCAGGGGCUUGCCAACACGUUGUGA
This is a messenger RNA of Cladocopium goreaui, 294 nucleotides long. The record is from the annotation of a GenBank genome assembly. NCBI's taxonomy places the organism in Eukaryota, Dinophyceae, Suessiales, Symbiodiniaceae.